UCUUAAAUCAUUGUCGGCGCAGGGCUCUGUAAUUAGCAUUGCUGAUUUGCUGACUCUUUGGCGGUAUUGUGGAUGUUUAAAGAAAAAAUAUUUUUAAUGGAGGAUUUUCAAAAAAUUGAAAAAAUCGGUGAAGGCACCUAUGGCGUUGUAUACAAAGGACGCAACAGGCUGACUGGACAAAUUGUUGCAAUGAAAAAAAUUCGUCUAGAGUCCGAUGAUGAGGGUAUACCAUCAACAGCAAUAAGGGAGAUAUCGCUGUUAAAAGAACUGAAACAUCCCAACAUUGUUUGUCUUGAAGAUGUCUUAAUGGAAGAAAAUCGCUUGUAUUUAAUAUUUGAAUUCUUAUCUAUGGAUCUUAAAAAAUAUAUGGACUCUUUACCACCUGAAAAAACAUUAGAUUCUGAGCUUGUAAGAAGUUAUCUUUAUCAAAUUACAAGCGCUAUUUUAUUUUGUCAUCGAAGAAGGGUUUUACAUCGUGACCUUAAGCCGCAAAAUUUACUGAUUGACAAAAAUGGUAUUAUAAAAGUGGCAGAUUUUGGACUUGGUCGUUCAUUUGGUAUUCCCGUGCGUAUAUAUACACAUGAAAUUGUAACGCUUUGGUACAGGGCUCCAGAAGUAUUGCUGGGAUCACCUCGUUACUCGUGUCCUGUAGAUGUAUGGUCUAUUGGAUGUAUUUUUGCUGAAAUGGCUACAAGAAAGCCAUUAUUCCAAGGAGAUUCGGAAAUCGAUCAGUUAUUCCGUAUGUUCAGGAUACUUAAAACGCCAACAGAAGAAAUUUGGCCAGGCGUUACAUCACUUCCAGAUUACAAAAAUACGUUUCCAUGUUGGUCAACAAACCAAUUACCCAAUCAAUUGAAAAAUCUUAAUAGCGAAGGACUUGAUUUAGUUCAAAAAAUGCUUAUCUACGAUCCAGUUCAUCGCAUAUCAGCAAAAGACGUAUUGGAACAUCCAUACUUCGACGGGUUUGAUAAUAAGCUCAUAACACUACGUUAUAAAGCGGAUCCCUAAUUUUUUAUUUUGAUCAUUGAAAUACAUAUUGCAUAAAAUAAAAUUUAGAUUUUUAUAAGUAACCCAUAGAUACAUGCAAAUAACAACAAGACCACAAUUUGUAAUUUAAAGGAUUUUAUUUAAUACAUAAACGCAACAAAAUUGGCCAAUAAAUAUUUAGGCCAGUAUAACAUAAUUUUAGCUUGUAAAACACAAUUUAAAAUAAAUUCACAUAUAAUAAUUA
Lucilia sericata (common green bottle fly) is the source of this 1231-nucleotide messenger RNA. It is a transcript of the gene Cdk1, whose product is annotated as cyclin-dependent kinase 1. The record is from RefSeq and is a predicted model, not a curated record. NCBI's taxonomy places the organism in Eukaryota, Metazoa, Arthropoda, Insecta, Diptera, Calliphoridae. Gene Ontology annotation, molecular function: RNA polymerase II CTD heptapeptide repeat kinase activity; cyclin-dependent protein serine/threonine kinase activity; ATP binding. Gene Ontology annotation, biological process: mitotic G2 DNA damage checkpoint signaling; protein phosphorylation; G2/M transition of mitotic cell cycle. Gene Ontology annotation, cellular component: nucleus. The coding region runs from base 73 to 1008 and encodes 311 amino acids. The transcript has 3 exons.